Rubroshorea leprosula is the source of this 2319-nucleotide messenger RNA. The record is from the annotation of a GenBank genome assembly. Lineage: Eukaryota; Viridiplantae; Streptophyta; Magnoliopsida; Malvales; Dipterocarpaceae.
AUCAGGGAGAGAAGAAAGCCUCAAUGAAAUUUAUGUUUAUCCAUCCUCGUUGAGAUUUUGCAGAAGGAUUUAAGGGAUUUGGGUGCGUGAAGAGGGGCACGUUCAGGAGAAGCCAAUUCGAUUUGCAGCAGUUGGGAGGAGAAAAUCCCGUAGGGCCUGAGCAGCAGGGCUUGGCCUUCUUCCAAAAUUUUUUUGGAGGCAGGGUAAGGCCUGUGCCUAACCCUGCUCAAACAUAGCUCAAACGCCACUCUUCUCCCGUUCCCUAAAACCCUAAAAAUCUAAAUAGCUAAACUGAACCGAAAAGUUUCUUAAUUCCUCCGCUCAAAUUCGAUCCUAUUCCCUGUAAUUCAUUCAUAGUUCUCCUUCGAUCUCCCGAUAAUGGUUUUCUGCUUUAAUUGCGCAAAAAAUGUUACCGGAGACCGCCCCUUCGACGGUCAUUUAUGCUGUAAUCAAUGCGGGAAGGUGUUGGAAGAUUUUAACUUUUCGGAAGAGUCCCAAUACUAUAAAGAUGCAGCUGGCUUUAGCAGGUUGGCUGGUAAUCGUGUCAACUGUAUAAGGAAUGAACUUCUUUCUCGCCAAAACACGUUGGAAAGAGCUCGUGAAAUUUUGACAAGAAUAUUUAAUGCACUGAAUAUUGAUGAAUACAGCCAGGAUGUUGUCAACACUGCUGAAAGGUUUUAUGAAAUUUUACUUGAUCGGAAUAAAACAAGGGGGCGUAAGUUGGAGCAUGUACUGGCUUCUUGUCUUUACCUUGCAUGUCGGGAAAAAAACAAGCCAUUCCUUCUGAUAGAUUUUUCAAAUCACUUGAGUGUGAAUGUUUACGAGAUUGGUGCUGUAUAUUUGCAACUUUGUCAUGAACUUUACCUGGCAGACAAUGGAAAUAUUCAAAAACUAGUUGAUCCUUCGAUAUUUAUCCAUAAAUUUACAAAUGCUCUGCUACCAGAAGGGAACUCUGAAGUUGUUAAAACUGCACGGGACAUUAUAGCUAGCAUGAAAAGAGAUUGGAUGCAGACAGGGAGGAAGCCAAGUGGAUUGUGCGGUGCUGCACUGUAUAUAUCUGCACUUUCACAUGGUCUCAAGUGCUCCAAGUCAGAUAUAAUGAGGAUUGUGCAUAUUUGUGAAGCAACAUUGACAAAGAGGUUGAUUGAAUUUGAGAAUACAGACGCCGGGAGCUUAACGAUUGAAGAGUUUAUGGAAAAGGAGAAAGAUCUUCAAGCAAGCUCUUCCAUGAAACAAGCAAAUACUGUGUCCAGCAAGAAUGAGGUGCUUUGUCAACAUAGGGAACAGAAGCCUGUUGCCUAUGGACUUUGUCCAGAAUGUUAUGAUGAUUUCAUGAAAGUUUCAGGAGGACUUGAGGGAGGAUUUGACCCUCCUGCUUUCCAGCGUGCUGAGAAAGAGAGAUUAGCAGAAUCAUCCACAGAGGAAAAUGCUAAUGAAGUAUCGAGAAGCCAAUUCUUGAGCAAACAAGAAAAAGCUAAAGGUUUUGAUGCCACAACUAAGCAAGCAGCCUUUCAUGAGGUUACCAAUGAUGAAUUGCCUGGGAUUGAUUCUAGUGCUAAAGUUCAUGAUGAAUCAGACAACUUUGAUGACAUAGAUGAUCUUGAGGUUGAUGGGUAUCUUCACAAUGAGGAGGAGAAGCAUUACAAAAAGAUAAUUUGGGAAGAAAUGAAUAGAGAAUAUCUUGAGGAACAAGCAGCCAAGGAAGCAGCUGCAGCAGCAGCAGCAGCAGCAGCAGCCAACAAAGCACAUAUGGCCAACAACAAUAGUUGUCCAGAGGGAUUGCAUAAGGCAAAGGAUCUUGCUGCAGCUGUUGCAGCUGCUGUGGCAAAAUCUAAAAAGGAAAAGCAACAGAAACGAGCUGCUGAAGCAAAGAACUGUGCCCCAGCUCAGACUCCUGCUCAAGCAACUCUAAGAAUGCUGACUAGAAAGAGACUCAGCUCAAAAAUCAACCAAGAUGCUUUGGAGAAAUUGUUUAAUGAAUCUGAAGCUGCAGAGGAAUCCAAGAAGCAGCGAACUGAAAUGCAUUCUGAUAUGGACAAUCAGGAUACUGAAGGUAAACACCAAACUGAUAACCCAGGACCUGAAGAUGGCUACAACAACAAUGAUGGGGAAUAUGAGACAUUCGGCAAUGACGUUGAUUUUGCCAACACGGAUGAAGCUUAUGAUUACAACGACAAUGAUUAUGGUUAUGAUGGAUUCUGAUUUUUAUGGAUUACCUUUUUAUCUUAAUGGUUUCAGUGACCUCCAUUGCCUGUUUGGUUCUUCCUUAUUAGAAAGAUCAAUGUUAGUAGUUUUCAAGUGGAGUAUGUUGUUGUUACU